Messenger RNA from Raphanus sativus (radish), 956 nucleotides. RefSeq lists its product as uncharacterized. The transcript is spliced from 5 exons. NCBI's taxonomy places the organism in Eukaryota, Viridiplantae, Streptophyta, Magnoliopsida, Brassicales, Brassicaceae. The coding region runs from base 118 to 636 and encodes 172 amino acids. The record is from RefSeq and is a predicted model, not a curated record.
CCUUCGGAAUUACGGAAUAAUAAUAAAAGAUUGAUUUCUCCAAAAAGAUCUGAGCUUUUUUUUCUCUGUUUGAGAUUUGAUCGAAACGAGAGAGAGAUCGGAAGCUCGGGCGUAGGAAUGGACGAGGUGAUGACAGCCGCGGACGCCGGCGACGUAAAUAGGUCAAUGUACGGAUCCUCUCCACCGUCGCAGAAUCUGCUCCCUCGCAAUCUUCCCAUCUUCUCGGCGUUUCUCGCAUUGGCUCUUGCUCAGUUCCUCAAAGUUUUCACUCAUUGGUACAAAGAGAAGAGAUGGGACUCUAAACGUAUGCUCAGUUCCGGUGGUAUGCCUUCUUCUCACUCCGCUACUGUCACUGCCCUGGCUCUUUCCAUUGGCCUUGAAGAAGGUGCUGGAGCACCCGCUUUUGCCAUCGCUCUUGUCUUAGCUUGCGUUGUAAUGUAUGAUGCCUCUGGGGUUAGGCUUCAUGCUGGUCGUCAAGCUGAGCUGCUGAAUCAAAUUGUUUGUGAGUUCCCUCCGGAGCAUCCAUUAUCUACAGUUAAACCCUUGCGUGAACUGCUCGGCCACACUCCUAUCCAGGUUGCGGCUGGCGCCAUUUUAGGAUGCGUGGUAGCCUAUCUGAUGAGGAGUACAAGCUAGUUUCUACAACAACAAUGAAUCCAACAUUCUUUUGAAAAUCUUAGACCCUUGAGAAGCUACAUAUAGAUUCAUUCAUCAGCAAUCAAGCUGGUGGGGUAGAUUAUUGGCAAGUAAAUGGAAUUUGUGAAGUCUGUGUAAUAUCUAGAUCAUUGUUAGAGAGACCUUUCCUUACCUGAUGUGAACUGACUUGUCAUUAUUUUUUUGAAAUAGUUCUGUGUGUUUUAUGGUCGAAAUUGUAGAACAUACUCAUGUUCUACUUUUGCCUUUAGUUACUUUAGCUCUCUUCUAAAUUGCCAAUAAGAAUGUAAACAUGUGAAGUC